Clonostachys rhizophaga is the source of this 1614-nucleotide messenger RNA. The record is from the annotation of a GenBank genome assembly. Lineage: Eukaryota; Fungi; Ascomycota; Sordariomycetes; Hypocreales; Bionectriaceae.
AUGUCUGCACACAAGGAAAUCCAGCCUCCGACGACGGGGGAGGAGAACUUUUGGGCUCAAAAAUCAUAUGACGGACAGUUCCAACACUUCCACGGAGCUGGAGCUGGACAAGACAUGCGAAUGUGCCAGGACUUUCAUACCGAAGAAGCCAUUCCUAUUCUCGACCUGGAGCACCAGGAGGGGUACCAAAAUUCAUACCAGAUGAACUUUGACGACGUCGCCCACUCCCGCAGAAUAUCUGGGUCGUCCUUCACCAUGUCUACUUCUGGUGCCUUGUCAGAUAUGCAGUCUUACGACGACUUCUCGACAGCUCUCUCCGACGCGCCCUCUUUCUGCUCAGAGUACCCCCCACCAUCCAAUCGCACUUCUUGGAUGUCUUCCACCCAUCUCUCUCCCGUGGCUUCUCCACGCAUGACAGCACAGGGCUGCCGUCCUGACAUUGCCCGGACUCAGAGCCGUGGACGAGCAUCCCCUUCGCCGCGACCCAGCAUCCGAUCCGCGCCCUACAGCAUUGAGACCCCAAGAAACGCGAAGCGAUGGUCUACAGGAUCAUAUGGCACUAUGUCAAACCGCCGCCCAUCGCCCUUUGUGUACCACCCCGGACAAGAAGCCCACGGUGCGCACCAGCAGCGUAUGUCCUCGCGCGAUCUUCCCCUCCCCUCUCAUCCCAUCGGGAACUACCUCCCACUGACACAUGGUCUUGAAAUAGCACACGCACAGCCCCCAUUCCUCAUGAGUUGCGGACCUACAGUCCAGAGCCAGAGGAACAGCAUGCUCCUACCUACUCAACUACCCUCGCAGACUCUUCAGAGUGACGCUCGACCAUACGACGCCCCUGCUCCUCUAAUGUCACACGGUCUCUUCAGAAUGCUCCAGAGCAACGCUGACGCUCAUUCUCUCCACCGCCGCUUCGCUGAGCUGUCUGAGCCCCCGGACUUGUUCGGUGCUCUCAACGAGGAGCAGGAAGCCCCUCCCGAGGAAGACAUGAACCCCUCCGACCCCGACAUGAUGCCCCGAGAGCAGGACCUGAGAUUCGAGGGCGACCUGUAUACCCCUCGGUGGGUCCGCGGACACGGCAACAAGCGCGAGGGCUGGUGCGGCAUCUGCAAGCCCGGGCGAUGGCUCGUCCUCAAGAACUCGGCCUACUGGUACGACAAGUCCUUCUCCCACGGUAUCAGCGCCGCGACUGGCAGCUCCUUCCAGCAGCCUCUCGAGACGCGGCGCAUGGAUGGAAACCCGGACGUCUGGGAGGGUCUGUGCGGCAGCUGUAACGAGUGGAUUGCUCUCGUGAGCAGCAAGAAGAAGGGAACCACUUGGUUCAGACACGCUUACAAGUGUCACUCCCACGCCAAAGCCAAAGACUCGGCCAAGAGACGACGUGGUAGCAGCAAUAACCGAGGGCUCCCUGCUCCGGCUAUCCAUAAGAUGAGCAGGGGCGACCAGGCUGUGACACCGCACCCGACCUCGUCGCCCAUCACAACCACGCAGAUGCCGGCCACCACCAUGCCCCACGUUUCCUGCCAUCCUCACCACCACCAUCACCACCACGCCCUCAUGCCGACCCAGAUGCCGCAGGCUCUGCUCGCAAACGACCCCUACCCCAAUAUGAUUUAA